Lucilia cuprina (Australian sheep blowfly) is the source of this 2146-nucleotide messenger RNA. RefSeq names its product protein transport protein Sec61 subunit alpha (gene Sec61alpha). The record is from RefSeq and is a predicted model, not a curated record. Gene Ontology annotation, biological process: SRP-dependent cotranslational protein targeting to membrane, translocation; post-translational protein targeting to membrane, translocation. The transcript is spliced from 4 exons. Gene Ontology annotation, molecular function: transmembrane protein transporter activity; ribosome binding; signal sequence receptor activity. The coding region runs from base 180 to 1610 and encodes 476 amino acids. Gene Ontology annotation, cellular component: membrane; Sec61 translocon complex. NCBI's taxonomy places the organism in Eukaryota, Metazoa, Arthropoda, Insecta, Diptera, Calliphoridae.
UUGUUCAUUCAAUUUUUAACGUCGGUACAUUUCGUUUGCGUGUUCGAAGAAUUUUUUUCUAGCCCAAUUUAAAAGUUGGGGGAAUAAAUUCACUUUCUAUACGGACGUUUCAGUGGAAACAAUAAUUAGGAAUAAUUUUUAUACAUAGAAACAAUUAAUUAAAAGCACAGCAAAUAACAAUGGGAAUUAAAUUCCUUGAAGUCAUAAAACCCUUCUGCAGUAUACUGCCAGAAAUUGCUAAACCAGAACGCAAGAUUCAAUUCAGAGAGAAAGUGCUAUGGACCGCCAUAACGCUAUUCAUCUUCUUGGUUUGCUGUCAAAUUCCUUUGUUCGGUAUCAUGAGCUCCGACUCAGCUGAUCCCUUCUACUGGAUUCGUGUUAUUUUGGCCUCCAAUCGUGGUACCCUUAUGGAAUUGGGUAUCUCUCCCAUUGUCACCUCUGGUUUGAUUAUGCAAUUGUUGGCUGGUGCCAAAAUCAUCGAAGUCGGUGAUACUCCCAAGGAUCGUGCUUUGUUCAAUGGUGCUCAAAAAUUGUUCGGCAUGGUUAUUACUAUUGGUCAAGCCAUUGUCUACGUAAUGACUGGCAUGUAUGGUGAUCCAUCAGAAAUUGGCGCUGGCGUUUGUCUGUUGAUCAUUAUUCAAUUGUUCGCUGCUGGUUUGAUUGUUUUGCUUUUGGAUGAAUUGUUGCAAAAGGGUUAUGGUUUGGGCUCCGGUAUCUCUCUCUUUAUUGCUACCAACAUUUGUGAAACUAUCGUAUGGAAGGCAUUCUCCCCCACCACCGUCACUACCGGCCGUGGUACUGAGUUCGAAGGUGCUGUCAUUGCCUUAUUCCACUUGAUGGCCACUCGCAGCGAUAAGGUCCGUGCUUUGCGCGAAGCUUUCUAUCGUCAAAAUUUGCCCAACUUGAUGAACUUGUUGGCCACCGUACUCGUGUUUGCUGUCGUCAUAUACUUCCAAGGUUUCCGUGUUGAUUUGCCCAUCAAGUCUGCUCGCUACCGUGGUCAAUACAGCAGCUAUCCCAUAAAGCUUUUCUAUACCUCUAACAUCCCCAUUAUCUUGCAAUCAGCUUUGGUUUCAAACUUGUAUGUUAUCUCCCAAAUGUUGGCCGUAAAAUUCCAAGGAAACUUCUUCAUUAACCUUCUCGGUGUUUGGGCUGAUGUUGGUGGUGGCGGCCCAGCCCGCUCCUACCCAAUUGGUGGUCUCUGCUACUAUUUGUCGCCACCCGAAAGUGUUGGCCACAUUUUAACCGAUCCCAUCCACGCCAUUCUCUACAUUGUCUUCAUGUUGGGCUCUUGUGCGUUCUUCUCCAAAACAUGGAUUGAUGUAUCUGGAAGCUCUGCCAAGGAUGUUGCUAAACAAUUGAAAGAACAACACAUGGUUAUGCGUGGCCAUCGUGAAAAUUCUAUGAUCCAUGAAUUGAACCGUUAUAUUCCCACAGCUGCUGCCUUUGGUGGUUUGUGUAUUGGUGCUUUGUCCGUGUUGGCCGAUUUCUUGGGAGCCAUCGGUUCAGGUACCGGUAUUCUAUUGGCUGUUACCAUUAUCUACCAAUACUUUGAAAUCUUCGUUAAAGAACAAUCUGAAAUGGGCGGUAUGGGCACACUGCUGUUCUAAGCUAAGCGCAUUCAAUCACUUAGUUAAGAGCGUGUCAAGUGUGUGUAUAUGUUUGUAUGUUUAGGUACAUAAGUGAAACUCGAAACAUUUUACGUUUUGGGUUUUUUUAUAAGAUUUCUUUGUAAUUACUUUUUUAUUUAAAACAAUAUAUAGAGCAGGAUGCGAGGCAAGGCAAGAUGUUUGUUUCGUAAUCUUUUUCUAAAUUUUAUUAGAAGAAGUUGAAAAUUUUAAAAUUUUCUUUAACAGCAAACAUUUGUCUAACACCUUCCAUAUUUUGCUUUAGUGAUUCCUAUUCACCUCAUAAAAUGCAAACCGCCUGCAAAGGAGAAGAAAAUGAAAAAUUCCACCUUUUAAAUUAAAAUGUUUAUACAAUUAAAAACAUCAUCCUUCCAUUUAUUUUAAACAUCGUUUGUUUCGAACUGUUUUCUUAAGCCUAUUUGAGGUUUACUAUAAUUGUUUUCAUACCUUUUUUUAACAAAAAAAAGAAAAUACUAGUUUUAUGUUAAAAUAUUUUUUUUACGAAAAUUCUAUAAAGA